Nymphaea colorata (pocket water lily) is the source of this 1519-nucleotide messenger RNA. Its product is annotated as sedoheptulose-1,7-bisphosphatase, chloroplastic. Gene Ontology annotation, molecular function: fructose 1,6-bisphosphate 1-phosphatase activity. Lineage: Eukaryota; Viridiplantae; Streptophyta; Magnoliopsida; Nymphaeales; Nymphaeaceae. Bases 173 to 1360 code for a protein of 395 amino acids. Gene Ontology annotation, cellular component: cytoplasm. The record is from RefSeq and is a predicted model, not a curated record. The transcript is spliced from 8 exons. Gene Ontology annotation, biological process: fructose 6-phosphate metabolic process; gluconeogenesis; sucrose biosynthetic process.
CCUUUAUCCCCUUUAGCAUGACACAUGGCAGCUGCUGAAGCGCGCUUAAGUGUCUCUGCUUAUCACUUGCUUGCUUUGCUCCACCGCUCCUUGUGUGUGUGUGCGUGUGUGUGCAGGGGAGGUGUCUCUGUCUCUCUCUUUCUCUCUCUCUCUCUCUCUCUCUGGUUCAGCAAUGGAGACUGCUGUCAUCUCUUCCACUCACGUCACGCUCUCUGCCGGCGCCUCGAGCCGGUCGACGGCGCUCGCUUCCUCUGCUUCCCUCCGCCGCCUCGUUGACGCCAGGAGCUUGAAAUCGAGCUCGAUCUACGGUGAUCCUCUGCGACAUUCGGUGAGGAAGUUGCAGGCAAGAGUGAAAGGAAGGCCGUUGUCCUCUUCGCCGGCGCAAAUCACCAGAUGCGAGCUGGGUGACAGCUUGGAAGAGUUCCUGAACAAGUCAACGGAGGACAAGAACCUGGUGAGGCUGCUGGUGUGCAUGGGUGAAGCGCUGAGGACCAUAGCCUUCAAGGUCAGAACUGCUUCCUGUGGUGGCACCGCCUGUGUUAACACCUUCGGUGAUGAACAGCUCGCCGUCGACUUGCUUGCCGACAAACUGCUCUUCGAGGCAUUAAGGUACUCUCACGUCUGCAAGUAUGCCUGCUCAGAGGAAGAGCCGGAACUCCAAGAUAUGGAGGGCCCUGCAGAAGGAGGCUUUAGUGUUGCUUUUGAUCCCCUUGAUGGCUCCAGCAUCGUUGAUACCAACUUUACAGUCGGAACAAUCUUCGGUGUGUGGCCUGGAGAUAAAUUGACGGGUAUUACAGGAAGAGACCAAGCGGCUGCUGCCAUGGGAAUAUAUGGACCAAGAACAACUUAUGUUCUUGCUCUUAAGGAUAUUCCUGGAACGCAUGAAUUUUUGCUACUUGAUGAAGGAAAAUGGCAACAUGUUAAAGACACCACUCAAAUUGGAGAAGGAAAGAUGUUCUCUCCAGGAAAUCUGAGGGCCACCUUUGACAACCCUGAGUAUCAAAAGCUUAUCAACUACUAUGUGAAUGAAAAGUACACACUAAGAUACACUGGAGGGAUGGUUCCUGAUGUCAACCAGAUCAUUGUAAAGGAAAAAGGUAUCUUCACAAAUGUCACAUCCCCAACUUCAAAGGCGAAGCUAAGGCUGCUGUUUGAGGUUGCUCCAUUGGGCUUUCUAGUUGAGAAAGCAGGGGGUUACAGUAGUGAUGGGAAGCAAUCAGUGCUGGAUAGGGUGAUUGAGAAUCUGGAUGACAGGACCCAAGUGGCGUAUGGAUCGAAGAACGAGAUUAUCCGAUUUGAAGAAACUUUGUAUGGAUCCUCUAGGCUCAAGGUUGGAACACCAGUUGGUGCAGCUGCUUAAUUUUCCCCAUGUUAAGAAGUCUUUCUAGCAUCUCUUCUUUAUUUCAACUUAUUUUUGCCUAGUGGGUUGAAUGUAAAACAAUGGUGCAAUGAAUCUUGUGUUGUACUGGAAGAUCUCAAGUUGAAUACUACAACGAGUUACAGCACUCAGCCAUUCAAA